This is a messenger RNA of Anthonomus grandis grandis, 2293 nucleotides long. Its product is annotated as serine/threonine-protein kinase VRK1-like. Lineage: Eukaryota; Metazoa; Arthropoda; Insecta; Coleoptera; Curculionidae. The transcript is spliced from 6 exons. Bases 223 to 2007 code for a protein of 594 amino acids. The record is from RefSeq and is a predicted model, not a curated record. Gene Ontology annotation, cellular component: cytoplasm; nucleus. Gene Ontology annotation, molecular function: ATP binding; protein serine/threonine kinase activity. Gene Ontology annotation, biological process: signal transduction; peptidyl-serine phosphorylation.
CAAUUGUUUAUAGUUCCAGUGUUUAUUUUUUAAAUUAACGAAUUUAACCAGUAAAAACUCACUUGGGACGUUAUUUAUGUCCCAAAAAGAGUCUACGUACCGUAGGCCCCGAUACUCGAUACCCCAUUAAACCCCGCGACUUGUAUUUCAAGUCUCACAAAAAACGAACCGGAUAAGACCCGAGGGUACGUUAAAAACCCAAAUAUUUCUUAUCGUUUUAAAAUGCCGCGAAGAACGGUCGUUUCUGAGCCCCAAACGGCCCCCCCCACCAGAACCCGUAAGCACAGAUCGGUGAAACAAAGUCAGGGCGAGCUAAAGAAUGGGGAGGUGGUACUGGAUAACGCGUGCAAUAAGUGGAAACUGGGCAAAACUAUCGGGAUCGGGGGUUUCGGGGAGAUAUGCGAGGCCGUCGAGUAUAAAAAGAAAAACGGACCCGAAUAUGUGGCCAAAAUCGAGAAGCACACCAGCGGACCCCUGUUUGUCGAGAUUAAUUGUUACCUGAGGCUCGGCAAGAUUGAUAUGAUCAAUAAGUGGAGGGCCGAUCACCACUUGCCCUUCCUGGGCAUGCCCCACUUCGUAGCCUCCGGUUCGCACCACUCCAAAGAUCAAAAGUACCGCUUCCUCAUCCUCCCUAAAUACCAUAAAGACCUCGAGGCCAUACUGAAAGAAAAGCACACUUUUAACUAUAAAACCGUGCUAGUAAUAGCCUCCCGAAUAAUCGACACUUUGGAGUACAUCCACAGUCAGGGCUACGUGCACUGCGACAUUAAGGCCUCCAACAUUAUGUUGGCCAAACCCUCCUCCUCCUCCUCCUCGAAACCCUGCGGGAAGUAUAAUAAGAAAGGCGGGAGGAAGAGGAGGGGGGUGGUGCGCCACGGGAAAUCGAGUCCCAGGAGGUGCCUCAGGAAAUUGAGGUCGGCCGUAGUACAAAAUGGGAGGACCAAAAGGAACCUGCGCCCGUUGGCGCAGAAGUGUUAUUAUAUUAGGGAGGAUUCGUUCGAGGAUGACCAGGACGAGGAGGAGGAGCAGGAGGAGGAAGAGGAAAAGGAGGAAAGCGUUUUCGAUGGCGAUCCGGUUUAUCUUCUGGACUACGGCCUGGCCAAAAAAUACAUUUUAACCAACGGGGAGCACCGGGAAUUGAGCUCGGACCAGAGGAGGGCACACGCGGGCACCGUUUUGUUCUGCUCCCGGGACGCGCAUAAGGGAAUGGCGUCCCGACGCUCCGACCUCGAGUCACUCGCUUACAACAUGAUUUAUUGGCUCACCGGCUCGUUGCCCUGGAUCGACGACCUCAAGGAACCCGAACUCGUCGAGAAAAUGAAAAAUCGUUCGUUCGCCGACCUGCGCGCCUUUCUCGCCGUUUGUUUCAUGGACUGUCCCCGUUUCAUGGUCGACAUGUUGACUUACAUCAAGCAGCUUCAGUUCAUGGAUAAACCGAAUUACGACUUUGUACGCGCCCUAUUCAAAACCGCCCUCAAAGAAUACGGUUACAAAGACAACGCGAAACUGGACUUCGACAAUCUCGAGGGUGGCGUCCACCCGAACGAGAGCCGGGGGCACGAAACGCGACCCCAUUGUCUACUUAACAGCCCCCUCACCCCCCUCAGCCCCAACGUCAUCUUUAAACGUCCCAAGUUACGGAACAAAAUCAAAGACAAGGUCGACGUCAGCAUGAUGAACUGGUCUAAGAUCCUGGUGAUGGAUCCGGAAACCAUAAUCAAGCAGGCGCCGAAACGUUGUAGCGACGAGGACAAGGGCGGCUUCGCCCUCACCAGGGAGGAACUGGAACGGUUGAACCCCACCCGGCAGAUGCGGGAGGUGUUCAAUAGGGCAGUGAGGCGCGAGGGAGGUACGCCCCCGUACGGGGUUAAGGAAGACUUCGUAAUUAAAAGACCGCGAAGGAAACGAGCGGAAUCGCCCCCUCAUAAAAAUCCCCGGACCGAAGAGCACCCCUUGAAGAAAAUCAAAACUUAUACCCUGAAGAGAACUUAUAGCUUAAGAGGAUAAAAAAUUGAAUUAAUUUAGCCCAUUUUUUUUUGACAUACUUGUCAAAUUUUUGACUGGUGACAGCUGAAUACGUCAUAGGUUCCUUGACAGCCGACGCGACAGCUGUGAACCGAGUAUAACCUCAAAUAAUAAAAUUAGUUGUCAUUUAUAAUAGUGCGUUUCGUUUAUUAUUGUUAGGUUAACUUUUUUUUUAUUGUAAUUAUUAAUAAUUGUGUUUUCUGUGAUUUUUUCCUACUGUAGACUAUAAGCUUUCUUUUAUUUUUAAAUAAAACACUUUAGAAAACUC